Molecule: messenger RNA, 1588 nt
Organism: Talaromyces proteolyticus
Lineage: Eukaryota; Fungi; Ascomycota; Eurotiomycetes; Eurotiales; Trichocomaceae
Exons: 4
Coding region: 52-1434 (460 amino acids)
Cellular component (GO): Golgi apparatus; TRAPP complex
Molecular function (GO): protein binding
Source: RefSeq, a predicted model, not a curated record
CUGACAAAGCAGACAGCUUGCUGCUCUGUAUUGAUCAACCGUUCCAGAGCCAUGGCGACACCGCAGAGCUUGAAACAUCAGCGCAGUACCUCGUCAAGGUCUUCACGGCCACGAGCAUCGACUAAGGGACCAUUAGACUUACCUGACGAUGAUCCGCUCUCCUCAGACGAUCCGGCAUCUCCACGAUCACCUCAAAAGUCUCAAGCGCGUACUUCCCACUUGUCCAGCGAUGUUGGACCAUCUGAUUCUUUCGAUUUGAAAUCGCUAAAUGCUGAGAUUGAUAGCAUAUUGGCGUCGGAAAGCGUUACUUCAACCGCCAAAGACUUGUCGUUUCUCCUACGUCCAGAAAUAUACCACCCUCUCUCUCAGCUGGAAAUCCCGCCCGUCUUUCGCACUCCCUUUUACAGCCCCAGUAUAGAAGAACCUAUUGAGGUUUCAAUGGGUAUCCUCAAUGGCUUCCUCACUCAAGGUCAUUUUCUCCUAGCCGCACACCUGUGUGCAAUACUUUUGACCUCACCCGCCAUACGGCCUUUGGAUCGUCAAACGAUAUUCACUCUGUUUUAUACCCGUCUUGCCUGUCUUGAGUUGACUGGCAAUACAGCCUUUGCUGCGCAAGAGUCUAAAGCCUUGGAAGAUUUGCACUCAACCUUUUAUUAUGUGGAUACAGACCUCGAAGUUGCUGGUGACACCAAGCCCCAGACACGAUAUAGAAAUUCGUAUCAUAUAGUGCCAUGGCCGUUACGGGUCCUUGCGGUUCGACUACAGAGUAUCGGGUUUGGAGACUCACGCCGAGGUAUCACCGGCUUGUACGAGCUGGGCUUUGAAGCACGAGCAGAGGCUAUGCGGCCAGGGCUGGACAAGGCUAAAAAGCAGAUAUGGCAGGAGAGACUUUCGGACCUAGGAAUUCGUAGUGUUAAUGCACUUGUGGAGAUGGGCGACCUGGAUGCAGCACAACGUUCCCUGGGCAGUCUCGGACUCGGCGAUAGCGAUGCCAUCAAAGUUAGGGCCGGUCUUCUGGCUCUACGAAUCGGAGACAUAACCACAGCUAAAGACAUCUUAGACAAAUCUAGUGUUUUACGGGAAGGUGUCCUCAAACCUUUAACAAGCAUGGCUGAUGGCAAUUAUGAUGAGGCCAUCUCGGAGUGGAGAACGCUGCUUGAAACGUCGCCAAAGUCUGCGGAGCCUAUGAUCGUGCAAAAUCUCGCCGUAUGCUUACUUUACACAGGUCAAUUGAAUGAGGCUCGAUCGCUCUUGGAAUCUCUUAUUUCCGCAAACCAUUCCUUCCAAAGUCUCACGUUUAAUCUCGCUACGAUAUAUGAGCUUUGCUCUGACAAGUCCCGAGAUUUGAAAGUGCGGUUGGUGCAGGAUGUUUCCAAACAUCCACAUACCGGAGAUGCCAAUGUCGACCGAACCACGUCUGAUUUUAAACUAUGAGAAUAUUCUAUUUCAAACGCACAAGGAUGACAUUACAGGGCCUUUGUUUCCAGCUAGAGCCUGAUGCAAUCCCAUGAAGCAGAAGAGGAAUUGUAACCGGAAUGGGAAUGGGUCCCUAACGCCGGUAAUAAAAUUUAAAUGAUCUACAGCCGGA